Messenger RNA from Lepisosteus oculatus (spotted gar), 2123 nucleotides. RefSeq names its product olfactomedin-4-like. Gene Ontology annotation, biological process: signal transduction. The record is from RefSeq and is a predicted model, not a curated record. Lineage: Eukaryota; Metazoa; Chordata; Actinopteri; Semionotiformes; Lepisosteidae.
CCUGAGCCAGCACUCUUUUGCCAGACUUUCAGCGCCUGAGCAAUGAAGCCAUCAUUCAUCUUCUCAGCUGUGACUGCAGUUGUCCUCUGCAGCCUUCUCAAGUCUUGGGUUUCAGCCCAGGUCUCAAAAGCAUGCUUCUGCGAGCUGCAGAACCUGGGUCAGGCUUUCCCCUCAGACAAGCUCGAGGAAAUCCUCCGAACCUCCACUGCCUGCACUCGCAGUGCCACAGAGGAGCAGCUAACCGAAGUGGAGACCCUGCUGGACAGCCUGCACUACCGGCUGCUGGACCUGGAGAAGGACGUGAAGGACCUGGAGGAGGCGAAGGAUGAGGGGAUGUACGGCAUCAUCUCCCUGAGGAUCAUUGAGAUCGAGCUGAACGAGAUCAGUGACCUCCUCAUCAGGCUCAACAGCACCACCCGGAACCAUCAGGCCCUCACUGUCAACCUAGGUCCACAGCUGAGGAAUCUGAGGACAGAGCUGGGGAAGCUGGCUGACUUUGAUAGGAUGCAGGUGGUAAAAAAAGAGCAGGAGAACAAAAGGCUGAAGAGACACCUGUCAGUUUGUGAGACUGAUCUGAGGAUGACUCCUGCUCCACAUAAGGACCCUGCACCAGGAAACUGCCCCUUUGGCCGUCUGCUGAACGUGACAGGACCCACCAGCAGUAUGCUUACAGAAUAUGACAGCUCCUAUCCCUAUGGCGCCUGGGGUAAGGACCCCAAACCAGCCCCUGGCAAGGAAAGCUGGUACUGGCUGGUGGUGCUGACCAGCAGCAGCUGCUAUGGCAGCUUCGUUCGCACUUACACAAGUCGCAGUGCCCAGAUCGUGGCCCAGUAUGCAGGUGAUGUCAUUGUUACUUCCUCCGUUACUACCACCAACUCCAUAAUGGGCCCUGGCUCUGUCAUGUAUAACAACGCCUAUUACUACAAUUGCUACUACUCCCCUAACGUCUGCCGCUUUGACAUGGAGACCAAAACGAUCACCACCAGGGCCCUUCCAGGGGCAGGAGCCAAUGGCAAGUUUCCCUACUGCCAUCUCACCGCCUGCUACAGCUGCACGGACAUCGACCUGUCUACCGACGAGUCGGGGCUCUGGGUGAUCUACGCCUCUGAGGAAAACUUUGGUAAUGUUGUUCUCAGCCGGCUCAACGCCACCAGCACCCUGGACAUUCUGGAAACAUGGCGCACCUCUCUGGUCAAGAAAGCCGUCACCAAUGCCUUCGUCGCCUGUGGCGUGCUGUAUGCCACCCGCCUCGUCAACAACAACUACGAAGAGAUCUUCUACUCCUUCGAUACUGUCACGGGCAUUGAAAGAGGCAACCUCAGCAUUCGCUUCAGGAAGCCUUCUGCCUACAUCUACUCUCUGAACUACAACCCACGGGACCGCAACCUCUACGCCUAUAAUGAUGCCUAUAUUGUCACCUACCAGACCGUGUUUGGGUGAACAGAUUUGGAUGCCCAUUCUUCUCCAGCUUGUGGCCACACUUUCAAACCAGACCCAACAGAAGGGCACAACAAACAAACAAACAAAAUUUGCUCAAAAAUAUUACUUACUUUUUUCCCCUCAGAUGACCUUCCUACGGUGAGUAGAUGUGACUGAAACAUUACUUAUGGUAAAGAAAAUACAAACUAGUUUAAAAAUGCUCUAUGGACCUUCUGUGCUUAAGUAUAGAUAAGUAAGGAGCAUUUGCAGUUGAUGGUACAGUCUGGUUUCAGAAGGGUGGCUUUCAGGCUUUAUAAUCUUGAUUUUCUUUAGUAAUCCUAUAUAUGCACACAGGGAGCAAAGAUAAGAAAUUAGUAAAUGAUUUAGUUGCACCGCAGUUUACGCCUGCUCUAUGAUAACUGGCCACUGAUGAUCAGCUGGCACUUUCAGAAAAUCAUGCAGUCAUGCAAUUUUAUCAUUUAAAUUAAUAGAAAAGAUGUAGGUUCUACAAAAACCUUGUUCUGUACAGUACAUGGUUAUACUUGGGUGGGGAACUCACUUUUUGGGUUUUAGAUCACCAGAUCAAUCACACCUGUACAGAACAAGGUACAGAACAAGAACUAAUCCUGCCUUGCUUGCAUGUAAACCAGAUGUGUGAAGAUUUUGAUAUGUGUAGCAGCUGCUCAAUAAAUUUGUACCGCAAA